This is a messenger RNA of Aureobasidium musti, 411 nucleotides long. NCBI's taxonomy places the organism in Eukaryota, Fungi, Ascomycota, Dothideomycetes, Dothideales, Saccotheciaceae. The record is from the annotation of a GenBank genome assembly.
AUGUACUAUCUCGACGAAUUUGACAACCUACACCAUAGCGAUCAACAACCGCCAAAGGUCAUUUUCACGCUCGAAGCUUUCCACUGCGCCAUGGCAUACGAGAACGCAAUCCCAAUUGGCGUCAUCAUCGGAUUCGUCUCGACCAUUAUCAUCCUGAUCCUCAUAUUGCGCUGGCUCAAGCACAAGAACAAUCAGAAGGAAUCUCGUGAGAAGGACAUCGAGGCAGCCAAGGUCGAGGCUUCUGCAUUCGAUGAUGGAGCAUCAGAUAUCUUGACACCAGCAGCGUCGCCCAGAGACGCUCUAUUCCGUCCAAAUGAGCGUGGAAACGAUUCUGUCACGAACUUGCAUGCUGUAUCGCACAAGACAGAGAAGGAGUGGAGAGCUGCCAGACAGGCUCAAGGGCAUGCAUGA